Molecule: messenger RNA, 1402 nt
Organism: Diuraphis noxia (Russian wheat aphid)
Lineage: Eukaryota; Metazoa; Arthropoda; Insecta; Hemiptera; Aphididae
Product: syntaxin-10
Source: RefSeq, a predicted model, not a curated record
CAUCGCAUGCAUGCAUUAUACUAUUGUUGUUACCGUUCAUUCUACAUGGUUGUUACCAUUAUAUCUGAGCACAACCAUUGAAUAAUAUUUUAUAGUACCUACAGGCAACAGCUGGUUGAUGAAAAAAUAGUGCAUGGCCAUCGUAAUAACAUAGAACAGUAAUAAUUAUGCUAUUUUUUUUCAAUGAUAUGAUUUCAAUAUCAUGAUAGAAGAUUAAGAACUAUAGGUAAUAGGUAUGAUCACUUCGAAAUUCGAAUAUGACUUCACGACUUCAGGAAAGUUUUGUGCACUACGCAUUGUGUUGUGUGUAAAGUCAACUGCGCAACAUUGAAAAUCGGUAACGUUAAUAUAUUUGUUGCGCACUUGUCGUGAGCAUCUUGCGCAUUGGAUCUGUGUGAAUGCGUGAUCAUACCUAUAUAGUUAUUUCUAUCAUGAACUUUAUUCAUUAUGAUACUCUUAUUAGGACGUUGCUAAUAACUUUAUUUUUACAAAAUUUUAUAGACAGAUAAUAAUAUUUUUAUCAUACAGGCCGACGUAAAAUGUGAAAAUGUGAAUACGCCAUUGCCAUUGAUGAAUGAUGACUAUUCACUAGAUAUAUUGACCACCUGUUAUAAUUCGUAAUUUUUUUUUAUUAAUCAUUUACCUAUAAAUUAUGAUUUUCCAAACAAUUACUUCUAAUCCUUAUGUCAAAUAUUAACCAUUGUCACUAUUUUUAAUAGUUCAUAGUUUAUUAUCAUCUCUAGUACAAGAUUUAGUUAAUACUAAGAUAAUUACAAUUCACUUAUAAUUUUUUACCUACUACAGAUACAAUAACUUUAUGUAUAAAAAAAUUAUGUUUCUAUCUAUUAGAUUACUAAUUAACUAUAGAAAUUAAUUUGUUCUAAAAAUUUUAAUUACUAAGUGAUUCCAACACCAAAAGAUAAUAAUAUGAUGCCCAGAGGAAAAAAUGGUUAUUCCUGGGAGUUAACCUCAGGAACUCAAGACAGUGAGCCUUUAUUAGAAAGGAAUAAUGAAGAUCCAGAUGAUGUGUUAUUUACAUCUCGCCCUGGCACAUCAACAUUUGUGGCUGAUAUGCUUAGUUCACAUUCUCAUAAGAUGAAUAAUCAACACAAUCAACUGGACCUCAUAUCUAAUUCAGUAAAAACUUUGAAAAAUGUUUCAGAAGAUAUAAGUGUUGAAUUAGAUCAUCAAAAUGUAAUGCUCGAAAAUUUGAGCUCUGAAUUAGACAAAACAGAAUCAAGAUUAGACAUGGUAUCAAAAAAGGUGGCACAAGUUCUACAAUUGUCUGAUGAUAAAAGACAAUGGAUGGCGAUUGGAAUUUUAGUUGGUAUUAUUUUAAUAACCAUCGUUCUUUUAAUAAUUUUGUAAACUAUAUUUAAACAUUAUAUUUGGCAAAAAAGAC